GCGCGGCGGGGCGGGGCGGGUGGCGCGGUGUCCCGGCAGGACGCUAUGGCGGCGGGCGAGCAGCAGUGCCGCGAGUACCUGCAGCGUCACCGUAUCCCGCAGCUGCUCCACCGCCUCGCAGCUUUGGUGCUCUACCACCGCCCCGAAAGACCACGCGAGUUCCUGAUCCAGGCGCUGGAAAAGGUGAAGGCUGGAAGACGAGCUGAGGGAGAUUACCCUUACCUCAUGGACGAGGACAACCUGGUGGCCAUGUUCGGUUUGCUGGAUGUUCUAGGCCAAGGCCACAUAACGCCAGCGCAGUACAGAGAAGCACUCAAAACUUUGGGACUGAGCACUGAAGAUCUGCGGUUAGGAGAUGAUGUAAAUAUCACACUGGAUGUAUUCAAGGAAGAAGUGAAGAAAAAGAUGCUGGAGAGUUGGGCUGUGUAAUAGUGUGAGCCGUGGUCUACUAUCUAUAUUAAAAAUAGGCAUUUUGCUCAAUUUUUCUGGUUUGUCAGCUGUGCAUAGCUGACUUUAAGAUGUAUGCACUUACUCUCAUUUUCCUCACGCUGUUUAAGCAAUCUGCUGAAAAGGACAGAUGACAAGAACUUCUUCAUGGAAAACAUUCAACAGGCACUGGAGGAACAGCUUUUGAGUAUUGCUUUUCUUAAUACAAUUUUUAAAAGUAGACAUCUCUCUUACACAAAUAAAAUAUUGUUUUGGAGUUUCCUUCUUCAGUUUGUAGCUAGGUUACAGUAAGGGGUUGUUACUUGUUGGAUCAUUACCAGUGAAUAAAAUUAACU
This is a messenger RNA of Calypte anna (Anna's hummingbird), 782 nucleotides long. RefSeq names its product EF-hand calcium binding domain 10 (gene EFCAB10). The record is from RefSeq and is a predicted model, not a curated record. NCBI's taxonomy places the organism in Eukaryota, Metazoa, Chordata, Aves, Apodiformes, Trochilidae. The transcript has 4 exons. The coding region runs from base 46 to 429 and encodes 127 amino acids. Gene Ontology annotation, molecular function: calcium ion binding.